AUGUCCUCUGAACAACCAUCACAAGCGCUACCCAGCGAACCUGGAGCCCGGAGUGAAGACCGUGAAGACCGUCAGACGUUCGUGGGGAUCAUUGCCCUUCCAUGGGACAUGAAUUCGUCGUUUCCCGCUGCCACGAUUAUCCUGAGUCGAGCUAUGCCGCGCCAGCAUCAGGGUCUGGCUGCGUCGCUGGUGACUACGUUUGUCAACUAUUCCAUCUCCAUUGGGCUUGGUUUUGCCGGUACUGUCGAGAGCCAGGUCAAUGGUCAAGGAAGAAUGUCUUGCAGGGCUACCGAGGGGCGUUUUGCAUGGGUGUUGGGCUCGCCGGGUUAG
Molecule: messenger RNA, 330 nt
Organism: Penicillium mononematosum
Lineage: Eukaryota; Fungi; Ascomycota; Eurotiomycetes; Eurotiales; Aspergillaceae
Product: low affinity NH4+ transporter
Exons: 1
Coding region: 1-330 (109 amino acids)
Cellular component (GO): membrane
Source: RefSeq, a predicted model, not a curated record